AUGAAGGACUGCGAGUACCAGCAGAUCAGCCCCGGGGCCGCCCCGCCCGCCGCCUCCCCCGGGGCGCGCCGCUCCGGCUCCGCCGCGCCCCCCGCCCCGGGCCCGGGGCCCGCGCCCGCCGCCCCGCGCUGGAGCGGCAGCGGCAGCGGGAGCCUGGGCCGUCGUCCGCGGCGUAAGUGGGAGGUGUUCCCGGGCCGCAACCGCUUCUACUGCGGCGGCCGCCUCAUGCUGGCCGGCCACGGCGGCGUGUUCGCGCUCACGCUGCUGCUCAUCCUCAGCACCACCAUCCUCUUCUUCGUCUUCGACUGUCCCUACCUGGCCCGUGAGCUCACCCUCGCCAUCCCCAUCAUCGCUGCCGUCCUCUUCUUCUUCGUCAUGAGCUGCCUGCUGCAGACGAGCUUCACCGACCCCGGCAUCCUGCCCCGGGCCACCGUCUGUGAAGCUGCUGCCCUGGAGAAACAGAUCGACAACACAGGCAGCUCCACGUACCGGCCACCCCCUCGGACGCGGGAGGUGAUGAUCAACGGGCAGAUGGUAAGGCUAAAGUACUGCUUCACCUGCAAGAUGUUCCGGCCACCCCGGACCUCGCACUGCAGCGUCUGCGACAACUGUGUGGAACGGUUUGACCAUCACUGCCCCUGGGUGGGCAACUGUGUCGGGAGACGAAACUACCGCUUCUUCUACGCGUUCAUUCUCUCCCUCUCCUUCCUCACGGCCUUCAUCUUUGCCUGCGUGGUCACCCACCUGACACUGCGCUCUCAGAGGAGCAACUUCCUCUCCACUCUGAAGGAGACACCAGCAAGCGUGCUGGAAUUGGUGAUCUGCUUCUUCUCCAUCUGGUCCAUCCUGGGCCUCUCAGGGUUUCACACUUACCUCGUCGCCUCCAACCUGACCACUAACGAAGACAUCAAAGGCUCGUGGUCCAGCAAGAGGGGCGGGGAGGCCUCUGUCAACCCCUACAGCCAUAAAAGUAUUAUCACCAACUGCUGUGCUGUGCUCUGUGGCCCCCUACCUCCCAGCCUGAUUGACCGGAGAGGAUUUGUGCAGUCUGACACUGUAUUGCCCUCGCCUAUCAGAAGUGAUGAGCCAGCCUGUGGAGCCAAGCCGGACACCACCAUGGUAGGAGGCCACCCCUGAACGUGGCUCAGCAUCUGCCACCUGCUGGCCUGUCCACUCCUUCGUACCCACCUGCCACCUUUCACACCUGCCGGGACCCUCCCCAUGCCAUCCAAGGGAAGCAGAGCUGCCAAAGACUCAAGUCUUUUCGUAUUUAUUUCCCACCCUGCGUGGCUUUCCCUGAAUUGCUCCAUGGCUGUACCCUCUGCUCCCUAAACCCAGGUUCCCACAGCCUUGGACCCUAGGUCCCCCAGGUGAUCCGUGGCGGGAGUGAAGGAGAGCCACAGUAUCUGGAGGCCACCAAGGGGACCGUGUCAAGUCUCUGCCUGUGCCUAGGCAAACCCUGCGUGAGUGAGGGUGUGAACUGAAUGAGAGGCCUCUGCUGAGCCAGGGACCUCAGGAAACCACUGAGCAACCAGCUUGGAUCACGGGUGGUGGAGAGGACAGCUCCGUGGGCCACUUUGGUUUAGGGGCUCCUCCUGUGCUCCCUUUGUGAUGAUCAUUGUUAGAGUGGGCUUUUGGUGGGCUUGGGUGGGGGGUUGUAUGGGUUUGGCCAAUAGUACAGAACUGAGGUGCCAGUGGAGUGAGCUGGGGUAGGAGAUGGGGCAACCUGUAUCAGGAAACCAAACCAGCCAAUCAGACCCCCAGAACCUCAGCUGCUCUAGUCCUGAGCAGCACGACUGAGCAGGGGGAAGGGAGGGACCUUGCCCUCCCCACGGAGGCUGUCUAAGGGACCUCUGCCAGCCCUUCCCCCAUCUCGUCACCAAGUCAGGGCUAGGGGGUGGGCAGGUUAUGCUCAUGCUGGCAAUACUUGAAACGGGUUUAUUAAUGCUGGGUAUUUUGCACAAUUUUAUAGACCUCUUUUCUACAUAGCCUUUUUUUAACAUGAAAAAAAUGUCAGCCACAUUGCUACCUGUGCAGUGCCAAGUAAAGGCUACCAGAGGGUUAAUUGAUUUUGACAAGUUUAUUGUUGUAAGAGACCUUCUAGCUGUGAAUGAGUAUGUUGUGAGUGUGUGUGCGCACACAUGUGUGUGUUUGCGUGUGCCCUUGUAUAAGUGUGGUGGUUGGCCCCAUACCCCCUAGGCUGCCUGCUUCCCCCUUGGGUUCGAAAGCAGCCGGAGCUAUAGGAUGGGGAGCAUGUGCAUUGGACACAAGACCCCUGGACUCGCGGGGCUCAGCCCUCGUUCUUUAACUCUUCCUUCAUGGACCUUGGACAACCAGGGGCUUGGGACUCUGUCACGCAGCAGCCAGGUCAGGCUUCCAGCUGGCACCUGCCUAGACAAGC
This is a messenger RNA of Jaculus jaculus (lesser Egyptian jerboa), 2401 nucleotides long. It is a transcript of the gene Zdhhc18, whose product is annotated as zinc finger DHHC-type palmitoyltransferase 18. Gene Ontology annotation, cellular component: endoplasmic reticulum; Golgi apparatus. The transcript is spliced from 8 exons. The record is from RefSeq and is a predicted model, not a curated record. Lineage: Eukaryota; Metazoa; Chordata; Mammalia; Rodentia; Dipodidae. Gene Ontology annotation, molecular function: protein-cysteine S-palmitoyltransferase activity. Gene Ontology annotation, biological process: protein targeting to membrane; peptidyl-L-cysteine S-palmitoylation. The coding region runs from base 1 to 1137 and encodes 378 amino acids.